CAGACUUACUGUUGUUUUUUGUUUCCCAUCCUCCAUAGGUGAAAAAGGAUCCAAAUGAUGGUGUUUCAGGAUACUUUGUGACCGAUCGCCAUGAAAGGGUCAGGAAGGAAUUUUCCUCAUAGUGCUAAUUUGCUUCAAAGCACUAAAGUUUUUGCCUUCCUUUGGGGUACCAUUAUCUGUGUUGGUCAACAGUACUUGGUACAGCUGCAGCUCUUGGGUUGUUGAUGUGAGAUGGCAUCAGUGCGGCUCCAUGAACAAAAAGUUUUACACCGCAUGUAUAGUGCUUGGCCUGGAGGCAUUACACAAGAUGGGCAUUGUCCAUAGAGAUCUAAAACUUGAGUAUUUGAUGUUGGAUCAAGGUGGAUAUCUUAAAAUCAUCGAUUUCGGCCUCAGCAAAGACAGAUUUGGAUACACAGACCGCACAAACGCCAUCUGUGGCACAAGAACUUACAUGGAAAUGUUUAUGGAUAUUGGAUAUGGCAUGGCAGCUGACUGGUGGGCCCUUGGAAUCAGUAUAUACGCUAUGCUCAUGUAUGAGUUACCAUUCAACAAUGAAGAUCAGAAUGAGCUAGUGAACAGCAUCCUUUAUGAUGAAAUUGAGCUGCCAGAAGAACUAUCAGAGGAUGUCUCUAAAUUAAUAUAUGAAGAUACUGACUGGGAACAACUAUUACAUAGAAAAACAAAGCCUCCAUAUGUGUUCAACAACCAAGGCCAUCUGGAGAGCAUCAAUAACCCUGAAUGUCAAGCUCCAGCAUUGACAACACCUGCUGUAAAGAUCCCAUCAGAGCUGCAAGAGGCAUUUAAAGAAUUUGAUUAUACACCUGACUGAACAUCAAAUAAUGAUGUGAGAUGGAGUAGCGACAGUCAAAGGGAAUCUUAUUUAGAGAUAAAUAUCAUGGAUCAUAUUUCAUACAUAACGUGCUUGUUAUAUUAAUUUAGUGUACAUAAUAAUACAAAUAAAAAAUAUUGUUUCUCAAG
Molecule: messenger RNA, 978 nt
Organism: Xenopus laevis (African clawed frog)
Lineage: Eukaryota; Metazoa; Chordata; Amphibia; Anura; Pipidae
Product: serine/threonine-protein kinase N1
Exons: 7
Coding region: 251-829 (192 amino acids)
Source: RefSeq, a predicted model, not a curated record